Macrobrachium nipponense is the source of this 990-nucleotide messenger RNA. It is a transcript of the gene mip40, whose product is annotated as protein lin-37 homolog. The coding region runs from base 146 to 895 and encodes 249 amino acids. Gene Ontology annotation, biological process: negative regulation of transcription by RNA polymerase II. The transcript has 6 exons. The record is from RefSeq and is a predicted model, not a curated record. Lineage: Eukaryota; Metazoa; Arthropoda; Malacostraca; Decapoda; Palaemonidae. Gene Ontology annotation, cellular component: Myb complex; transcription repressor complex.
AAUACACAACGAAGCCUUUAGAAACGAACACAUUAAAUUCAACCUAGGAAAUUGUCCACGAAGCUGUGUACUGUUUGUUUGGCGUAGUUUGACGUAGUUAAAGAGACUCGAGUUUCCCUUGAAAAAACCACUGGUGACCAGUUACAUGUCAUCUUCAAGCCUACGAAUUAAAUUGGAGAGAGAUGAGCCUGGAGGGGAUGUUGAUGCAGCACGAGGGAGGUUUGAUGCUGCCCUUCAGGGACUUCUCCAGAAGGAUGAAGAAUCAGAUUCUGAGAAUGAAUCUGAUGAUAAAUCAAAAGUUGUAUUCUCAAAAGUUGGACUGCAAAGUGGCCGAACAACAAGACCCCCAAGAAAGCGAAGGAGAAAAGAAAUAGACCUAAGAGACUCUGGUUUCCAUCAUACAUUUGUCAUGAGGAUGUUUGACCGCAGCGUUGACCUAGCUCAGUUUGAGCUAAGUGCCCCACUGUAUCCUAUAUGCAGAGCGUGGAUGAUCAACCAGCCGCAUAACUCUAGUUUAAAUGUCAAGCAGGAACCAGGAAGUCCAAGAAAUGAACCUUAUGACAGUUCAGUCAACACUCAAGAGGAAGAUUAUGUCUCUGAAAUAUUACCAGAUGGUCCACCUGCCAUAAUUACGAAACUGCCCAGCCCAGAAAUGUGGCCUGAAGAUAUAACAAGGGUAGAUCCACGGAUUCCUGAACCACUUCCAAACACAGAUGCCAGACUUGAUAUUAAUAAUCCUGAUAAUACCCCUGUUGGAGUGUUGUUGACAGAACACUUAAAGAGAUGGCGUCAAAUUCGAAAUCUGUGGAAAAAUACAUCCAGAAUUAAUGAUCAACGCUACCUUAGUUCGUAUAACAUAUUAAAAACUAUGUUUGACAGGGCACAUGAGGGAUAGGCAUGGAUCUUCCAAGGAGGAAUUUUUAUGUUUAAAGGCUUCCAACUGUAUAUUUCAAAUAUAUGGAAAUUUCAUAUAUAAAUAUUUAAACUUUA